Molecule: messenger RNA, 2700 nt
Organism: Acipenser ruthenus (sterlet)
Lineage: Eukaryota; Metazoa; Chordata; Actinopteri; Acipenseriformes; Acipenseridae
Product: dnaJ homolog subfamily A member 1-like
Exons: 10
Coding region: 255-1460 (401 amino acids)
Biological process (GO): response to heat; protein refolding
Cellular component (GO): cytosol; cytoplasm
Molecular function (GO): ATP binding; Hsp70 protein binding
Source: RefSeq, a predicted model, not a curated record
GUCCGGGGGGAAGAGAUGCCCACCCGCUUUUAGAAAGGCUCUGGCGCCAUUGAGAUCUGGCUGUGCUCUUGUGUUUAAACCGUUUUAAAGAAGAUAAGAAGGCAAAUUUUACUUUAUGGGCGGCACUUCUAUAUACAACGUCACAGGUUUGAAUGGUACAAAAAGCCGGAUGCUGAAACCAGCCAGAAUAUUCUGUAAGGCUCACGCUGCUGAGGGGGGUUUGUGUGUGUAAUACUAUAGACUCUAAAGUGAAAAUGGUGAAGGAAACUGCAUACUAUGAUGUGUUGGGUGUCAAACCUGAUGCAAGUGCAGAUGAACUGAAGAAAGCCUACAGGAAACUGGCUCUGAAAUAUCACCCUGACAAGAAUCCCAAUGAAGGUGAAAAGUUCAAACAGAUUUCCCAGGCCUAUGAAGUGCUCUCUGAUUCCAAAAAGAGAGAGCUGUAUGACCGUGGUGGGGAGCAGGCCAUUAAAGACGGUGGCACAGGAGGCAGUAGCUUUGGCUCACCGAUGGACAUCUUUGACAUGUUCUUUGGGGGAGGUGGAAGAAUGCAUAGGGAAAGAAGAGGAAAAAAUGUGAUUCAUCAGCUGUCUGUAACCCUGGAAGACCUUUACAAUGGGUGCACAAGAAAACUUGCACUUCAGAAGAAUGUGAUCUGUGAAAAAUGUGAAGGGCGUGGUGGCAGGAAGGGAGCGGUGGAGUGCUGUCCUAGCUGUCGUGGGACAGGAAUGCAGGUGCGCAUUCAUCAGAUCGGACCCGGCAUGGUGCAGCAGAUCCAGUCAAUCUGUACAGGGUGUCAUGGCCAGGGGCAGCGCAUCAAUCCCAAAGACAAGUGCAAGACCUGCAAUGCAAGAAAGAUUGUGCGGGAAAAGAAGAUACUGGAAGUUAACAUUGACAAAGGCAUGAAAGAUGGACAGAAGAUCACAUUUGCAGGUGAAGGAGAUCAAGAGCCAGGGUUAGAACCUGGAGACAUAAUUAUUGUCCUGGAUCAAAAAGAGCAUCCUGUGUACACCAGACAAGAAGAAGACUUGCUUAUGCAGAUGGACAUUCAGUUGGUAGAGUCGCUCUGUGGCUUUAAAAAGCUCAUCACAACACUUGAUAACAGAACUCUAGUCGUAACAUCACAUCCAGGUCAGGCAAUCAAACCUGGUGAGCUCAAAUGCCUUUUGAAUGAGGGGAUGCCAACAUACCGCAGGCCAUAUGAAAAGGGUCGUCUCAUCAUUCAGUUCAAGGUUGUCUUCCCAGAGGAGAAUUUUGUCCCACUGGAUAAACUGAAGCAGUUGGAAAAGUUGCUUCCCAAAAGGCAAAAGACUGAAUCCAUUGAAGAUGUGGAGAUAAUGGAGGAGGCUGACUUGGAGGAUUUUGACAUGUCCCAGGAAAGAAGGCGGCAUUAUAAUGGAGAGGCUUACCAUGAUGAUAAUGACAGUCGUCAGAGAGGUGUUCAGUGUCAGACUUCUUAAAACAAAAAAAUCCCCUUCCCCCUUCAUCCAUUUACUUUUAAUUUGCUGUCCUUGUAAACUUCUUAACUGCAGUGGCCUACAUGUUUUGAAAUUUGUUAUGAAGCAAUUGCCUUCUGUGGGUGUCUUUCCAAGUUAAGCGUUUUCAUUUCAAUCCAGUUGCAUGUUUCUUAAUAAUGAAAAUUAUGCUCUCAACAAAAAGUGCAGUGGUUAGCAAAAUCUGGAAGUGUAGACUAGUGUCGUUUUUCACAUUCACGUUACUGGUAGAAGGUAUGUGAACAGUGAAACUUUAAUGUCAGUCAAAAUGCAUAGACCUAACAUGAGUCAUGUGCCAUGUUAGUGUUGCCCCACCAUUUUGGUAAUUAAGUGCAAAUGUAACUUCAAGAAUGUUUUAAAAGUGUAGAUCAGUUUUUAUACAUAUAUUUUUUUAAGAGCUUGUGUUCUGUAAAUAUGGCAUACUUUAACAUGGCUUUUGUUAUUAAACCUUUUUACAGUGAAAACCAUUCAACCUUAAAGAUCUUCAGACAGAAAUCAUGUGAGGAAUACUGUAUCAAUAAUGAAUCAAUACGCAUGCAUAAUGUAAGGGACUCGCAUCUAUAUUCAAUGUGUUUUGUUUGUAAAAUACAUAUUUGAAAAAGCCAAUGUCCUAGUUCCCAACCCACCAUUAAUACAAAUGCUCUCUAGAACGAAGCUCUGUCAGGACCGUGGUGGCGUCUUUGUCAGUGUACUGCCACAAAAGGGUUAACUGUCAAUCAACACAUAGAGAAUCAUAUCUUAACCACAAUAAAAAUGUUCUUGUGAUUUCAUACAAAAAAAAAAAGUACAACAGUACUUCGAAGAUGAUACCCACAAUUGUGUCCAUGCUAAUGGUUGAGAAUGAUAUGGCUUUAGUUCUAAUGGCAUCAGUGCAAACCUGUUUCAGAUUUUUCUCCAGUAAACAAUUCAGUAGAAAAAUGCGAAGGCAAAACAGCAGUGAUGAUGUUGACUGACAGUAAGGUAGAAGUGGAUGGAACGUUCACGUGUGAGGCUCGGUGAGACAACCGAGACUUGUUUUGUACAGGACGUUAAUAAAAAGGUGUUCAUGUGAAAAUGGCCUUUUCCUUCACAUUGUUCAUAGAGUAGGAACACAAACAUAACGUGAACAGGAACGGUAUCAGUACUGUAAUGCACCUAAACCGCAAAACCUAUAAACAGACUCGCCCUUCAUGCACAAUUUACAUUGGGGGAAUUUCAAAAAUGAAAU